GCGUGCCAUUUUGCAGCCUGACAGAGGAGGCCUUCGUGUCAUGCCAGGAGGCCCCACUCGCGACACUGGUGGCCGCCAUGCUUCUGAGCUGGCCCAACCUGAGGCCUGAUUCCGGCUCCUCCAGCUCCGGCUUUGCCAAGAUGUUUCUGGAAAUGGAGCAGUUCACGCAGGCAGGCCUGCGGGUGGCAUCAAUGCCACAGUCGCUGGUGCCUGAAGAUAACCUGCAUCGCUUGCAUGCCUUCUGCGUGAAGAGUGAUGAGGAUGACGGGGCAAGGCUGCGGAACGCAGUCGAGGCCGUAAAGUUGCAGCAGCGCCUACAUGUCUCCCUGAAGAGGCGACUGCAGAGCUUUCUGAGCGAGGUCAUGAUGAGAAGGGUGCACGCAAGACUGACAGUCAAGGGUACAGGUGGCGGUCAAGUCAUGAUUGCCCUUCAAGAGCUGGUCCGCGACGAGGAUUGGAUCCUCCUUACCGAAACCGAGCAUGCGGCAACGAGAUCUUCGCGAGUGCGCAGUGUCGUGAGGGAAAACUUAGUCCUCAUCGCGAACAUCAUGCAGUUCUUUUCCAUCCGUGGGCACAGAGGCAACUGCCAGGUGUGCUGGAGUGGCAUUGCAAAACUGUACCGGGAGGCGAGGAUGUACUGUCCCUGUCUCUUUCUAUCUUUGCAAGCUGCCCAAGAGAUCUUCCGAGAGGUGCUCCGUGCAGAGCCCGAGGCAGACUCCCAGAUCUUGGAUCCAGACGAGUCUUCGCCACUUCCCUUCUUGCCUGAGCUGUCACGCAUGGAUGGGCGUGGCCAGGGCCAGCCCACCAAGGACCUCAGCUGGCUUCAGUUGGGCCUCGGCGCGUCGGGCUUCAUCCGCUUCUUGUUGCGAGUCUGUGUGCACCGGGAG
Symbiodinium necroappetens is the source of this 887-nucleotide messenger RNA. NCBI's taxonomy places the organism in Eukaryota, Dinophyceae, Suessiales, Symbiodiniaceae. The record is from the annotation of a GenBank genome assembly.